Amoebophrya sp. A120 is the source of this 1047-nucleotide messenger RNA. The record is from the annotation of a GenBank genome assembly. NCBI's taxonomy places the organism in Eukaryota, Dinophyceae, Syndiniales, Amoebophryaceae.
GUACUAGCGGUCAUCAUCUUCCAUAGUAUCUCAGCUAGGCGAGAAGAUGACGUUGAGAGCUGGGCCUGUAUUUAUCUACAAGUCGAAGCGUUAUUGUACGAAAACGGGUCCUCCCGAAAUAUAGUAAAAUUAUGCUACAGAGAGAGACCACAGCGUGGGGAGACGUCGAUAGUAUCCUAUUGCAAGGGCAACAAGCAGCCAGCACCAGCGCUAUCAAGCAGAAUGACGGAUUUUUGAAGCUUCUCCCGCCCUUGUUCCUCUCCGUGCUGUUCACUUUGAUCGGGCGUUUUAUCCUCCGGAAAAAGCUAGCAUGGCGGAACGCGAUCGUGAAGAAUGUGUUCUGGAAGUUCCAGUUCAACCUCCACCCCGUCAUCGUCGGCCUCUGCGUCUAUCUCGCCAGCUGUCCGAAAGACCUCUACUUUGCCGAAUACGCCAGUUUCAUGGUCGUCCCCUUCGCCUUCAACUUCGCCGUCGAGCCGUGGGACCUCCCGUUCCGGGAUAAACUUUUCUCCCUGUUUUUCUACCUCCACCACUUCGGGCCGGUGGUGGGAUGCAUCGCCGCGGACUGGGCGAGCAACCACUUGGCGGCCGCGGGGAAAAUUAUACCGCUGUCCGCGACGGUGACCAGCAACAGUACCAGCUUACCCGCCACCGCGCUGCUGUUCGCGCACAUCUGGCUGCUGCACCCGAUCGGCACGCUGGACGCGAAAAAGCUCCUGAACAAGCAGAAGAUCUUUUGGCCCUACGUGCUUCAGGGCUUCUUGCUCAAAAUCGCCUUUUGGCGGGAGAUGAUCACGGCCGAAAAAGUGUACGUGUCGAAUUACGGCCUCAUCCAGAUGCAGACCGACGCGAUCGUGCUGGCGAUCUUUCUGCAGUUCAUAGGCCGGUGGGGGUCGUUUCUGCGAUUGCGAUUGAGGUUUAAAAUCAUGAAGGAAGACAAGUUUGAAUGGCACAAGUGCUUCUGGGAGCCAACACUCUUUUUCGUGGCGUAUGUGGUCGCAAAUCACGUUUUUCUGGUGAUAUACUGACAAUGAUACACGUAUUGCA